Molecule: messenger RNA, 2705 nt
Organism: Dryobates pubescens (Downy woodpecker)
Lineage: Eukaryota; Metazoa; Chordata; Aves; Piciformes; Picidae
Gene: JPH3
Product: junctophilin 3
Exons: 5
Coding region: 43-2328 (761 amino acids)
Biological process (GO): regulation of synaptic plasticity
Cellular component (GO): plasma membrane; junctional membrane complex; endoplasmic reticulum membrane
Source: RefSeq, a predicted model, not a curated record
UUUUUUUCACCUUUUGGGGGAUUUGCAAACCGAAUUACAUGCAUGUCCAGUGGGGGAAGGUUUAAUUUUGACGAUGGAGGGUCGUACUGUGGAGGCUGGGAGGACGGAAAGGCUCAUGGCCACGGAAUCUGUACCGGCCCCAAGGGUCAAGGUGAAUAUUCGGGCUCCUGGAGUCACGGCUUUGAGGUCUUGGGGGUCUACACUUGGCCCAGCGGCAACACUUACCAGGGCACCUGGGCGCAGGGCAAGCGCCAUGGCAUUGGCAUGGAGAGCAAAGGGAAGUGGGUGUACAAAGGAGAGUGGACCCAUGGAUUUAAGGGACGGUAUGGGGUCCGAGAAUGCACUGGAAACGGGGCCAAGUACGAAGGCACUUGGAGCAAUGGAUUACAGGAUGGCUACGGGACAGAGACCUACUCGGAUGGAGGGACAUACCAGGGCCAGUGGGUCGGAGGGAUGCGCCAGGGUUACGGCGUGCGGCAGAGCGUUCCCUACGGCAUGGCUGCGGUUAUCAGGUCACCCCUGAGGACGUCCAUCAACUCCCUGCGCAGCGAGCACACCAAUGGCACGGCGCUCCACCCCGACUCCUCGCCGGCGGUGGCCGGGAGCCCCGCGGUCUCCCGGGGAGGCUUCGUCCUCAUGGCCCACAGCGAUGCCGAGAUCCUCAAGAGCAAGAAGAAGGGCAUCUUCCGGCGGUCGCUGCUGAGCGGGCUCAAGCUCCGCAAGUCUGAGUCCAAGAGCUCCUUGGCCAGCCAGCGGAGCAAGCAGAGCUCUUUCCGGAGCGAGGCCGGGAUGAGCACGGUCAGCUCCACCGCCAGCGACAUCAACUCCACCAUCAGCUUGGGCGAGGGCGAAGCCGAGCUCUCCGUCAUCGAAGACGACAUCGACGCCACCACCACCGAGAUCUACGUGGGCGAGUGGAAGAACGACAAGAGGUCAGGCUUCGGGGUGAGCCAGCGCUCGGACGGGCUGAAGUACGAAGGAGAAUGGGCCAACAACAAGCGCCACGGCUACGGCUGCAUGACCUUCCCCGACGGCACCAAGGAGGAGGGCAAGUACAAGCAGAACAUCCUGGUCAGCGGCAAGAGGAAGAACCUCAUCCCGCUGCGGGCCAGCAAGAUCCGCGAGAAGGUUGAUCGAGCCGUGGAGGCUGCCGAGCGGGCGGCCACCAUCGCCAAGCAGAAAGCGGAGAUCGCGGCCUCCAGGACCUCUCACUCCAGGGCCAAGGCGGAGGCGGCUGUGACAGCAGCGCAGAAAGCUCAGGAGGAAGCGCGGAUCGCCAGGAUCACUGCCAAAGAGUUUUCGCCUUCCUUCCAGCACAGGGAGAACGGUCUUGAAUGCCAGCGGCCGAAGCGCCAGAACUCGAGCGAUGACAUUGAGGUCCUCUCCACCGGGACACCGCUCCAGCAAGAGAGCCCCGAGCUGUACCGCAAGGGCACCACCCCCUCCGACCUGACUCCUGAUGACAGCCCGCUGCAGAGCUUCCCUGCCAGCCCUUCCUCCACCCCACCCCUGGGGCCUUCCUGCAGGAACAAGAGCGCUCACUUCUCCAGGCAGGUGUCGGUGGACGAAGAGAGGGGUGGGGAGAUCCAGAUGUUGCUGGAGGGACGCGGUGGGGACUACUUGCGACCCAACAGCUGGAGCGAAGAGAAGGUCAGUGGGACACGGGGUGUGAGAAGCGGGACCCUGCGCAGCAGUCAGCUGGGGUCAGCCUCGGUCCCUGAAGACUACAGAGGUCGGAGCGGAGGACAUAAACAUUCGGCCUCCAACCACAAGCAAAGAGAGAGGUGGACAGAUUCCCCAGCCACAGUUUCAUGGACUUCCCACCACAGAUCCCAUAACCACAGCUCAGGGAGCUCCAAGCUGCUUGAGCUGGAUGAGGAGAAGAUGAGCAAUUACGAGAUGGAAAUGAAGCCCCUCAUGAGGAUGGAUUCUUAUAUGCAAGAGAUUCACACCCAAAAAAGACACUAUAGCAAAGGGGGACCCUGCAGGAGCAUGUCUGAUGACCACCGCGGGGAAGAACGGGGCUUUGGGGUUCAGAGACUAAGGUCUAAGUCCCAGAACAAAGAGAAUUUCAGGCCAGCUUCCUCUGCCGAGCCCACGGUGCAGAAACUGGAAAACCUGAGAUUCGGGGACAAAGCUGAACCUCGGCUACUGAGGUGGGACUUAACCUUCUCCCCACCACAGAAAUCUUUACCUGUUGCACUAGAAUCUGAAGAGGACAGUGGGGAUGCGCUCAAAUCCAGUACGGGCUCAGCUCCCAUCUUGGUAGUCAUGGUGAUCUUACUAAACAUUGGAGUCGCCAUUUUGUUUAUUAACUUUUUCAUCUAAUUCAAGGACUGUCUUGUUUGCAAAAAUAACAGUUACAUGUACGAAUGGGGGAAGAAAAACAAACCACAAACCAACCAACCAAACAACAAACAAAACAAAACAGAAAGGGAAAAACAAAAAACAAACACAAAACUCCUACCUUGAACUGUCCUAGGACAAUUUCCAAGUCUUUUCACAGAAGAACAACGAACGAUCGAGUCUCACUCACAGUUUGCCUUUUUUUCCUGGGUAAUGUUUUUUGGAUUUUAGCCAAAAUUCUUUGCUUGUAUAACACUAUGCUGUGUGGCAUGGCAAAAAAAAUGCUAUCAACACUCUGCCCCCCCAACACUGGAAAGGAUGAGAAGGAAAUCCCAACGAAGUAAAACCUCGUUUCCCCC